AUGUCGAUGCCGAACGAACAGCAAACCUUACCAAUUCUGAUUGUCGGCGCCGGGAUUAGCGGUCUUGCGCUAGCCCAGUAUCUACACAAAUGGAAAAUCCCCUUUCGCAUUUUUGAUCGCGAUGUGUCAAUUGUUUCUCGCACUGGUGGCUGGGGAUUAACAUUCCACUGGGGCUUGCCUGCAUUGCAAGAGCUUCUCCCGGAACAACUCUAUGCUCGUCUUGGAGAAUGCAAUGUCAAUCCGGCCGCAACAGAUGCAGGUAGCUACCAGUUCCUCGAUUUGAAAACUGGAGAUGCUUUGCAUGCUGCUACCUUCCCCAAAACAGGUCGUCUGCGCGUAAUACGCUCAAAGCUCCGCGAUCUUCUUUCCACCGACAUUAAUGUUGAGUGGUCAAAGCGAUGUAUAAAAGUUAGUAAUGACACAGAAAGCGUUACUGCUAGGUUUGAAGAUGGAACCACCGCUACAGGCUGGCUGCUGGUUGCCUGUGAGGGUGCCGGUUCGCGUAUUCGAAGAUACCUACACCCGUCAGCGUUCGAAAACAUUCCGGUUCCGGUGCGGCUACUAGGCAUUACUGUGUCGUAUACUCCUGCUCAAGUAGCAGCUGCUUUGGCUAUAGACCCAUACUUCUUUCAGGGCACUCACUCUGAAUCCAACAUUUAUCUUUUCUUUAGUUUCUUAAACUCGCCCCACAACGCCGGCAAUGACACUGGGAACUACAUCUGCCAGGUCAUUGUCUCGUGGGCCGAGACUAAAGAUAUCGCGAUUCCUGAAAGCAACGCAGAAAGAAUAGCUCUUGUCAAACGUAUCACUGCGGACUGGGCGGAGAACCUACGGGGCCUUAUUGACACAGUUCCGUACGAUGCAGAGGCUACAGCCAUUAAUCUCGCUGAUUGGUUUCCAACGACGAGACGGGAGUACGACCGUGUGGUACUGAUGGGCGAUGCAGCCCAUACUAUGACUAUGUUUCGCGGUGAAGGAGGAAACAAUGCAGUUACCGACGCAAACGACCUUGCUAAGCGUAUUGGUCCCCUUAUUACGUCCAAUAAGGACUUGCCGUGGUCUACAUUGUCGCAAGCGCUGGCCGAGUAUGACCAGGACGUCUUCACCCGUGGGCACCGGUGUGUCAUAAAUGCCCGACAGGCAUGUCUAGAUGCGCACGAAUUUUCUUCUGUGACGGAAGAAAGUCCAUUGGUGUCAAGGAGAAGCAAAUAA
Molecule: messenger RNA, 1212 nt
Organism: Talaromyces rugulosus
Lineage: Eukaryota; Fungi; Ascomycota; Eurotiomycetes; Eurotiales; Trichocomaceae
Exons: 4
Coding region: 1-1212 (403 amino acids)
Molecular function (GO): FAD binding
Source: RefSeq, a predicted model, not a curated record